This is a messenger RNA of Cordyceps fumosorosea ARSEF 2679, 1857 nucleotides long. Its product is annotated as Lipopolysaccharide-modifying protein. Bases 1 to 1857 code for a protein of 618 amino acids. The transcript has a single exon. Lineage: Eukaryota; Fungi; Ascomycota; Sordariomycetes; Hypocreales; Cordycipitaceae. The record is from RefSeq and is a predicted model, not a curated record.
AUGGCCAACUUGGCGCAGCUCCUCAACCCCAAGGCCUUCCCUGCCCGGCUGCGCCUUCGCAUCGUCGCCGUCUUCUUCGCGCUGGCCGUCUGCUACGCCGGGUUCACGCUAUGGCGCGACGACGUGUGGAUGUGGCAGAGGACGGCUGCGCGCACACAACUGCCCAUCGCCUACGACCCGAUGCACCCCAUCAAGAAGCUCAUGAUUGACGCCCGCGACGAGCACCAGCGCGUCCUCGAGACGAAACGCUCCUACGACCUGCCCACGACCGCCGCGCGCUAUCGUGAGCGUCGCGGCCGACACCCGCCGCCCGGCUUCGACAAAUGGGUCGAGGCCGCCAUCGCCGCCGACGCCGUCAUCGUCGAGGACUACUUUGACCGUAUCUACAAGGACCUCGCGCCGUUCUGGGCCCUCGACGCCGCGACCCUGGCCUCCCGCGCCGCCGCCGGCGAGUUCGUCGUCAAGGUCCGCGACGGCAACAUCACCAUGCAGGGCCUCAAGGAGGACCGCGUGCCCUGGCUGCAGAACUGGUCCAAGCUGGUCGGCGAGUUCGCCGAGCAUUUGCCCGACGUCGACAUGCCCAUCAACAUGAUGGACGAGCCGCGUAUCGUCGUCCCGCACGAGAACAUCAGCGCCCUCGUCCACGCCGAGCUCCAGGCGCGCAGCAUCGUGCCCGUCGCCGACGUUACCACCAGCUUCACCGGCCUAAAACACAUCGACGAGUCCAACCCGGAGCCCUACGAGCCCGAGUGGUCCGGCGCUGACAACGCCUAUUGGGACCUGGCCGUCAAGGCGUGCCCGCCCGGCACCCCCGCGCACGGCGUCCCCUCGGUCGGGGACUUUGCGCCGCCCGCCGCCGUCCCCGCCGACUGGCGCCCGCCGUACGCCUUCCGCGGCUACGUCCGCAACUGGACCGCCGCGCUGGACCCCUGCGCGCAGCCGCACCUGCGCCAGCUGCACGGCUCUUUCGUCGAGCCCAUCAGCAUCUCCACCACCGCCGAGCUCGUCCCGCUCUUCGGCGGCUGCAAGCUGUCCCUCAACAACGAGAUCCUCAUCCCCGGCGCCAUGUACCUCACCGACGAGGAGCGCUACUCGGGCGGCGCCGGCCACGGGCCGGACUGGGAGGCGAAGCGCGACGCGCUCGUCUGGCGCGGCGUCGACUCGGGCGGCCGCGCCCACGAGCACACCUGGUACCACCUGCAGCGCCACCGCCUCGUCGAGAUGCUCAACGCCACUACCGUCGCCCGCGUCGAGCGCACCGGCGAGCGCGCCCUCGCCUUCGACCUCCCCCCCCUCGACCUCUACCCCAGCCGGCGCCGCACCUCCAACACCUCCUCCGCCUCCUCGGCGCCGCUCGGCACCUGGCUCGCGCGAUUCGCCGACGUCGGCUUCACCUCGCUGUGCCACCCGGACGGCUGCGACUUUCUGCGGCCCUUCCUGCGCACCGCGCCGACCGUGCCGAUGAGCCGCCAGUACGAGGCCAAGUUCCUGCCCGACGUCGACGGCAACUCGUACAGCGCGCGCUUCCGCGGCUUCCUCCUCUCCACCAGCCUGCCACUCAAGGCCAGCGUCUACGCCGAGUGGCACGACGACCGCCUCGCCCCCUGGGUCCACUUCGUGCCCCUCGACAACACCCUGCAGGACCUCUACCCGGUCCUCGAGUUCUUCGCGGACGGCAAGGGCGGGCCGGGCGACGCGGCCGCGCGGCACGUCGCGGAGGAGGGCAAGCGCUGGGCGGAGAGGGUGCUCCGCAGAGAGGACAUGCGUCUGUACGUCUGGCGGUUGCUGCUCGAGUGGGCGCGCGUGUGCGACGAGAAGCGCCACGCGCUCGGGUUCGUCGCCGACUUGACGGGCUGA